Nerophis ophidion (straightnose pipefish) is the source of this 1271-nucleotide messenger RNA. It is a transcript of the gene gins4, whose product is annotated as GINS complex subunit 4 (Sld5 homolog). Gene Ontology annotation, cellular component: GINS complex. Gene Ontology annotation, biological process: double-strand break repair via break-induced replication; DNA-templated DNA replication. The record is from RefSeq and is a predicted model, not a curated record. The transcript has 8 exons. NCBI's taxonomy places the organism in Eukaryota, Metazoa, Chordata, Actinopteri, Syngnathiformes, Syngnathidae. Bases 196 to 864 code for a protein of 222 amino acids.
UGUCAUCUCGCGAGAACUGCUGCAGUGGCGGGAAUAAACAAGGGGCUGUACACAGUAGUCCGGUGUGCAAAAGUACCGAAAAGUGACACAAAUUUCGGAACUCGCUUACUUCCAUUUCAGGCUGAAAUUCACCCGACUAACAAUUAAUGUACGCGUAGGACUUUAUUUUUGUGACUCUUUCGCCAAAGUGAAGUCAUGUCGGACUCCUUCGCUGACAACGACGUCAGCCAAGAAGAAAGUCAGGAGGACGACAUGACUCCGGCCCAGCUCAUCGCCAAGCUGGAGGACGCUUGGCUCAAUGAGAAGUUCUCACCAGAGCUGCUGGCAAACCAGUCCGAGGUGGUGGAGUGUGUCAUGGAGCAGCUCACUCACAUGGAAGAGAAUCUGCUGAGGGUGAAGAAAGGUGACGCCAAAGCCAGCAUCCAUCGCAUGGAGAUCGACCGCAUCCGCUUUGUGCUGUGCAGCUAUUUACGCUCUCGUCUGCAGAAGAUUGAAAAGUUCUUCCCUCAUGUACUUGAAAAAGAGAAGUCUCGCAGCGAUGGAGAACCAUCACUGCUUUCGCCUGAGGAGUUUGCCUUUGCCAAAGAAUAUGCUGCAAAUACAGAAAGCCACAUGAAGUCAGUGGCACUAACCCACAUGCCCCCCGUCUUGCAGACUCUUGACAUGCUUAAAGCAGUACCUGCACCCUGCAUGGACUCUUUUGUGUUCCUGCGGGUAAGGGAGAGACAAGAGAAUAUCUUAGUGGAGCCCGAAACAGACGAUCAAAGAGAGUACGCAGUGGAUCUUGAAGAGGGCUCUCAGCAUCUCAUGCGCUAUCGAACCAUCGCGCCACUGAUUUCAAGUGGAGCUGCACAGUUGAUUUAAGUGCUAAGGUGCGUCAGGUCCAUGGCGCCAUGGCCUCUAAGAGGCACAAUAUGGACUAUUAAAUCUUCCUGGACACAAGCAAUGCAAAUGUCUUACUGAUGAUUAGAUUUUUUUGCGCUGCACUGAAGUAAUUCAAAGGUGACAUGCAAACAUUCUCUAGUCAUUGUAGUCUUGUGGUUAUGAGUGCACAUUACAGUAAGAGAUAAACUGUUUCUUUACACUGCAGGCUUUAAAUUAUAUAAUCAAUUGCUGGUGUGGCUGAAGCUAUCGAUUACUUUAGUAAUUCAAUAAUUUAUUGAUUAUUUUGUCCCAUAAGUUGAGUAAUCGGAUAAAAGACUUCAUAGUCUAAAUGUGGAUUUUAGAGAAACUUUUUUUUUUUUUUAAAUAAACAACACUUUUCCAUCCUG